UGCCAGUCUUUGAUAAGGUCCUAACAACCCAGUAAAAACUUUGCUGUCUCUAAAAACCUUUACACAGCCCUCUAAAUACUGCCGACUAUUGUUCAAUGUAUAGUUUUAGGGUCUAUUCGCUGACUGAAAAAAACAGUCGAUGUGACACUAUUAAUGUUAGCUGGUUUUAGCUUUUUGAAAUCGCAAAGAAGAGUAGUUGUUUUUAUCUAUCUUCCGGGACCAGGCCGGCGGUUCUUUACUUUGAUGUCCACAGUUAAACCCUCAACCCAGUUCGUUUUGAAAUAGCCUGGAGGAUAUCUGCCGCCUGCGUCGACUACUUGAAACAGUACCUGAGUAUGGAGGAAACGCGUUUUCUUGUUAAGGUUAUACAAAAUAAAAAUCCCCCUAGUUCCUGAGAUAAACAUACAAACGGAAAAGAACUCUGGCGAUAUUUGUCAUUUUUUGAAUACUUUUGGGACUGUUUGUGUCUUUACACACUGUUUAUAAUCUAAGGAAGACAUUCUAACGUGCAUCGAUGAGUGAAGAGAAGCUGAGAAGCUCCCCCGCUGAUUUGAAAGAGUGAGAAGGAUCACAUUCGAGCUCAGAGUAGGCACAACGGCACACACACACUGCAACCGGAGCUGGAGCCAUGAGCUGGGCGCUUACGGACCAUAUCAGCAGUAGCUUCCGAGAAGACGCACCUCGUCCUCCGGUACCGGGGGAGGAGGGAGAGGCGUCAUGCCACAAUCCCAGCAAGCCAGCCAAAAUGACAGCCCAAAUCAAGGCUAAAGUUGUCACCACCGCGUCUCCCGGUUCCACACCGAGGAGGAACGAGGAUGGACUUGGAGAACCUGAGGGGAGCGCGUCUCCGGACUCGCCCCUUGCCCGGUGGACGAAGUCUUUGCAUUUUCUACUAGGUGACCAAGACGGUGCUCUUCUUUUCAGGACCUUUUUGGAGCGGGAGAAAUGCGUGGACACUCUGGACUUCUGGUUUGCCUGCAAUGGCUUCAGGCAAAUGGACUUAAAGGAUACCAAAACGCUACGAGUUGCCAAAGUUAUUUUCAAACGGUACAUAGAAAACAACAGCAUUGUUUCCAAGCAGUUGAAACCUGCUACGAAGACUUUCAUAAGGGAUAGUAUUAAGAAACAACUUAUAGACUCUGCGAUGUUUGACCAAGCACAAACGGAAAUUCAGUCAACCAUGGAAGAGAACGCGUACCAGAUGUUUUUAACUUCUGACAUAUACCUCGAAUACGUGCGCACCGGUUGCGAGAACGCAGCGUAUGUGAACCAUAGCGGUCUCGGGAGUCUGAAGUUGAUGUGUGGAUAUCUUCCACCUCUUAUUGAAGAAGAAGAGUGGAGUUGUAGUGACUUGAAGGCGAAAACGUUGGCAUCUGUAGUUGGACUAUCGGCGAAAGCGUUGAGGGCCACUGCUACCAUCCGGACAGCGGCGGAAGUGCUGGAAAAUGGGUACAGGUCACACCGACGGGGAGAUCCUGCCAGUCCCUACCUCGUCAACUCCGGCUACGUGUUCGCUCCCGCCACCAGUGCCAACGACAGCGAGAUCUCCAGCGAUGCCAUGACGGACGACUCCAUGUCCAUGACAGACAGCAGUGUAGAUGGAGUCCCUCCUUACAAGCUGGGCACCAAGAAGCGACUCCAGAGAGAGAUGCAUCGAAGCGUCAAGAUCAAUGGGCAGGUCUCGCUACCCCAUUUUCCUAGGACUCACAGGCUGCCCAAGGAGAUGACCCCAGUGGAGCCCUCGGCCUUCGCCGCCCAGCUCAUCUCCAGGCUGGAGAAGCUGAAGAGGGAGCAGGACACCAUGAGCUCUCUGGAGGAGAGGCUGCAGCAGAUCCAGGAGGAGGAUGAGAAGGAGGACAGCGACCUCCCCAUCUCCACCCCCCUCCACCACCCUCUGCUCCCCCCUGGCGGCCCCUGCGAGGAGGACCCCCAGGCCAUACUAGACGACCACCUAUCCCGCGUCCUCAAGACACCAGGCUGCCAGUCUCCCGGUGUGGCUCGCCACUCCCCGCGCUCGCAAUCCCCGGAGCGGCCCGGCGCUCUCAUCCCCUCCUUCCUUGGAGCCUACCCUGGCGGCCCCAAGGGCAUUCUGGGUAGCGGCGGCAGGCCGUCGACCAAGCACAUCCACCACCACUACAUCCACCAUCAUCACGCCGGGCCCAGGACCAAGGAGCAGAUUGAGGCCGAUGCUGCCCAGCGCGUGCAGUGCCUCUGCCCUCCAGGGGGCGCUGACUACUCCAACUUCUCCCCCGGGCGCUGCAGCACCCUGUCCAAACGCUCCCCCAGGGUCGGAGAGGGGCUGAGCCCAGCCCACGGAGAGGGGCCCUCGACGCCCCACCUGACCCUGGACGUCACCGACCGCUCCCAGAACGUCUGGCAGUGGAUCCUGGAGAGCGAGCGGCAGGGCAAGCACAAGCCCCACAGCAGCACGCAAGGCCUGAAGAAGCCCCAGCUCCUGGAGCCGGCCUCCAACAUCCUCCCCAGCCGGACGCACUCCACCUGGGGCUGUGGAGGCCCGGGCAGCGGGGGUCACCUCCGCACCCACCACCCAGCCCACCCCUUCAUCCAGGACCCGGCCAUGCCACCCCUGCCCCCGCCCAACACCCUGGCUCAGCUGGAGGAGGCCUGCCGGCGCUUGGAGGAGGUCUCCAAGCCCCCCAAACAGAGGCAUUCAACGUCCAGCCUUCAAAGAGACAGGAUUCAUCCUGCUCCUCUCCCCAGUGGAAAUCCAACCCUACCCUUACCCAUCCCCGGACUUCAAACAGACGAGCUCCUGGGUUGUGACCUGGUGGUCACCUACUUCUUCUGUGGUGAGGAUCCCUACCGCAGCAUUAUGAAGACCCACAGCCUCACCCUGGGACACUUCAAAGACCAGCUCAGCAAGAAAGGCAAAUACAGGUACUACUUCAAAAAGGCGAGCGACGAGUUUGAGUGCGGGGCGGUGUUCGAGGAAGUGUGGGAGGACGCCGCGGUGUUGCCCAUGUAUGAGGGCAGGGUCCUGGGGAAGGUAGAGAGGAUGGACUGAUGCCCCCCCAGCCCAGCCCCCACCCUGCCCUGACCUACCCCCUACUGCCAACCAAAUACCAACCACUUGGGCACAAAGCGUUUUCGAGGAAGCAGACUUUUAAGUGACUAAAUGGAGAAAUGCUCCAGACGUUUUUUUUUUUUGUCGUUUUGUUUUUGUUCCUAUUAUUAAGCUAAACAGAGUUAAUAUAUCCAGCACAAUAGGAGCGAUUUGAAGGAACACGAGCCAAUGAAGUACGCCGAACCCCAGAGGAGGUCCCGCCCUCCAUGACUUUCUUAACCAAUCAGCCUUAGAAAACACAAGGGAACGUCACUACAGACUGAAAGCGAGUGAAGGCCUCUGGGCGAGACUCCGCCCCCUCCUCCACCUCACCGAACCUCGCUUUUUUUUGUUGAAAAUUGCGAAUAUAACCACUGAAGAUGCAGAGGACUGUUUCCGAGGAAACGAGAGACUACAGCUGCAUCGCCGCGUGGGCUCCUGACCAAGUGCAAUGGACUCACUAGCAGAGUGAGGGGUGGGGGGGGGCCUCCGAACACCGGCCAGCGCCGGCUCCAGCUCUCCCCUUGUGCUAUAGUUGUUACAAAAAGAAAAAAAACGCCUGUACGUGUGCAUAUACAUACAAACAUGCAUAUAUGUAUAUAUACAUGUAUUAUAUAUAUAUAUUGAUGCUUUUUGUCAUGAGCUGAAAGUUUUUAUUGAGUAUUUAUUGAAAACAAUUGUCCUUUAACUCUCCCCCAACCCCCUCUCCCCCCUCUUGUAACCCCUCCCAUGUCCAGCCAAUGGGCAAGCUGCUUUGAGUAUUGGGAGAAUACUGUGGUGAUUGAGUUUUUUUGUAUUUGCUUUUUUCCUUCGCAAACAGUAUGACACUAGCUUAUCUCCUCAGAAACCCCCCUCCACCCCCCCCUCAUUCCCCUAGGCCCGUAUCCAUGCCGACAACCUUACUCAACCAAUAGAAGGUUCUGUCUCUAGUCUUUCGAGACGUCCUUCCGCCAUUGUAACGCUCAAUCCCAGUCUUAAUAUAUGCUGCUGUUAAUGUGUACUCUCCACUUGGUUGGACUGGUGGCCUCUCUCUCUCUCCACCUCCCUCUCUCUCUCUCCACCUCCCUCUCUCUCUCUCUCCACCUCCCUCUCUCUCUCUCUCCACCUCCCUCGCUCUCUCUCCACCUCCCUCUCUCUCUCUCCACCUCCCUCUCUCUCUCUCCACCUCCCUCUCGUUCUCUCUCCACCUCCCUCUCGUUCUCUCUCCAUCUCUCUCUCUCUCCACCUCCCUCUCUCUCUCUCUCCACCUCCCUCUCUUUCUCUCUCCACCUCCCUCUCUUUCUCUCUCCACCUCCCUCUCUUUCUCUCUCCACCUCCCUCUCGUUCUCUCUCCACCUCCUCUCUUUCUCCUCUCCACCUCCCUCUCGUUCUCUCUCCACCUCCCUCUCUCUCUCUCUCUCCACCUCCCUCUCUCUCUCUCUCCACCUCCCUCUCUCUCUCUCUCUCCACCUCUCUCUCUCUCCACCUCCCUCUCUUUCUCUCUCCACCUCCCUCUCGUUCUCUCUCCACCUCCCUCUCUCUCUCUCUCCACCUCCCUCUCUCUCUCUCUCCACCUCUCUCUCUCUCCACCUCCCUCUCUUUCUCUCUCCACCUCCCUCUCGUUCUCUCUCCACCUCCCUCUCGUUCUCUCUCCGGCAACGCGGAGCUCGAUCUUUGUUUAGUUGUGCCUUUGUUUGUGGACCAGGCAUUUGCACAUGGGAACUGGGGCCGAGGGCCAACACGCAGAAGGGACCUGGAGCACAAGUUGUGGUCAAUAACCAUCUAAUAACGGAAGCAUUUACAGCAAGCACACCAAAAUAACCUUGCGCUAACGACAAGCUGCUCAAGCCAGGAAGCAGCGACGUAAGUCACCGCGUUAGAAGCUUCCGGAUCCUUAUUUAUACUAAAGUACUAGGUUCAAGCAACGUUGCUCUGAUAGCUUUGGAGUUUUGUAAUUGAUACCAUUUUGUUAAAUUAAAAGAAUUUGAAAAUACAUUUAUCGAAAAAGAGAGCUCCCGUACACAUUGUAAUAAUGCAUUCUGAAGUAAUGGAUACACAGACACACACACACUAUUGCUAGUGUUUUAUGAGUACAGAACCUGUGCCUACAUGGAAGUCAUACCAUGUUCUACCCUGAUUCAGGGUGUUUGAGAUCCCUUGGUUUUCAGAAGGGCUUUAUGUUGAAAAGAUAUUUUUAUGCUUUUAAUAAUAUCCUGUAAUCAUAUUGUUUUUGUCUUGUUUUUACACCCAUGGCUUUUUUGUUUUAUGUAAACUGUAAAUUAUACAUUAUAUACAGAGUUUCAUUUAAAGAUUUACAUGGACCUAUAAUUAUUGUAAUUAUUAAGAGAUGUAGCCUUUAUUAAAGUUUUAUAUUUUUCAAA
Molecule: messenger RNA, 5424 nt
Organism: Osmerus eperlanus (European smelt)
Lineage: Eukaryota; Metazoa; Chordata; Actinopteri; Osmeriformes; Osmeridae
Product: axin-2-like
Biological process (GO): negative regulation of canonical Wnt signaling pathway; regulation of centromeric sister chromatid cohesion; positive regulation of protein kinase activity
Cellular component (GO): nucleus; plasma membrane; beta-catenin destruction complex
Molecular function (GO): ubiquitin protein ligase binding; I-SMAD binding; beta-catenin binding
Source: RefSeq, a predicted model, not a curated record